UGGCUGCGAGCAGGAUGGGGUGGGAUAGAUGGUUGCUGGGAGACCGGUUCGUGCAUUCAACCGCUGCUCGGGCGUGGGGGCCCAUCGGGAGGAAGCUUAAAGUACAUAAGAAAUGGCAAGUAAUCACAAGCCUCCUACAGCUCGUCCUUCUUCAAGAGGACCGGGACUGACAGCCAGGCCUUCGUCAUCUCUGUUACAGACUCCAUCAGCAACCAGAGUAGGAACAGGGAUGCCCCCUGGUACACCAAGACCUGGGACUCGUGCUGGUCUCAUGGGUACUGGUGGGGUCCUGUCAAGUCAGAUUAAAGUUGCUGAUCGUCCAGUGACACAACAGGGAUUGAGUGGAAUGAAAACUGGAAUGAAAGGUCCUCAGCGACAGAUUAUGGAUAAAUCCUAUUAUCUUGGAUUACUUAGAAGCAAAAUAAGUGAACUCACAACAGAAAUUAAUAAGCUGCAGAAAGAAAUAGAAAUGUAUAACCAAGAGAAUUCUGUCUACCUAUCAUAUGAAAAAAGGGCAGAGGCAUUAGCUGGUGAAAUCAAAGAAUUUCAAGGUCAACUUGCAGAUUAUAAUAUGCUAGUGGAUAAACUUAACACCAAUACUGAUAUGGAAGAAGUGAUGAAUGAUUACAAUAUGUUAAAAACUCAAAAUGACCGGGAAUCUCAGAGCAUGGAUAUCAUUUUUACAGAGAGACAAGCCAAGGAAAAGUUAAUUCAAGGUGUGGAAGGAGAUAUAGAGCGUGAAAAACAAGUAGCAGAUGAUAUAAUAAAAAAUAUGUCUCAGGAAGAUCAAGCUAAAUAUAUGGAGAUGAAGGCUACAAAUAAAAAAUUGUUGCAGGAAUUAGAUGCUCAACAGCAAGAGUUAGAUGUCCAUAACAUGAAGGAGGAAGCUUUACAAGCUGAAAUAGCACACUCCCAGAUAAAACAAGAAGCAGUACAGCUGUAUCAAAAACUUCAUGGCCUUGAAGAACAUCGGGAUCAAAUGGUUGCUGAAGACAGGAGUAUGGGAUCUCCACAGGAAGAGAGAGAGAGAUUACUGAAACAGGUCAAAGAAGAUAACCAAGAAAUAGCAAGUAUGGAAAGGCAGCUGACAGAAAUUAAAGAAAAAAUCAACCAUUUUAAUGAAGUCAUUCGACGACUUGACAUGGAUCUAGAGGAGCACCAAGAGGAGAAAAAUCUGAAAUACAAGGAGCUGAAGAGGAGAGAGGAGAGCAUGGACAACUUUCUUGAGACUUUUGAAAAAAUGAAGAACCAGGAACUGGAACGGAAGAUGCAGAUAGAGACCAACAUUGUUGCACUAUUAGAGCACUCAAGCAGGAAUGUGAAUCGUAUGAAACAGAUCUCCUCUGUUACCACUGAAGAGCUGAAGAUCAUGCAGGAAGAUCUCAGUUUCAAAUCAAAUGAAAUGCAAAAAUCACAGAGUACUGCUAAGAAUUUGAGUACAGAAAGUCAACGCUUACAAAUGGAUCUGCAGAAGAUGGAUCUGUUGGAGGGCAAGAUGGUUGAUGAACUGGCUUCGCUGAAGGAUAAAAUUGAACAAAUGACAAAGGACUUAGAGAUCUACAAUAAUUUGCCAGCUCUGAAAGCAUCAGGAGAAGAGAAGAAAAAGAAACUUCAGGAAGAGAAAGAAAUAUUGACAAAACGUAGAAAUGCCUUCAAGAAAAUAAUGGAGCAGCUGAAUACAGAGUAUGAAACACUGAAGAAGCAACUGCAAGAGAAUGAGACACAUUCUCAGCUUACAAAUCUGGAAAGGAAGUGGCAGCACCAUGAGCAAAAUAACUUUGUAAUGAAAGAAUUCAUAGCAACAAAAAGUCAGGAAAGUAACUACCAGCCAAUAAAGAAGAAUGUGAGUAAGCAGAUUGCGGAUUACAACAAAACUCUCAUAGAGGCUUUACAGAACACCAGGAACUGAACCCAGGCGCUUCCUUCCUGCUUCAGUGGACCAACAAUAGGAGAUGUCCCCAAGUACUGUAGAAAGAGUUUAUAUCUCAAGAGUAAUAUAGUAGAUGCACUUCAAAAAGUCUUUCAAAGUCUAGAGAGAUUAUUGGUUCCAGCAGUAUUCCUGUUUUAUAUACAGAGGGUUGUGAAAAGCAACUAAGCCAGAAAGAACAUGAGUGGGCCCAUUGCUCAAUGCACACUGAAAAUGAAAAUAUAGUUCACUCUACCUAAUUGACUGUUUUGGGCUCAGUCUUUCUUUGGCAAAACUCAUAUUGGAAAGAAUGGAACUCUUGCCUCUGCCUUGAUUGGCCUGUAGUUAGUGGUAUGCUUGGAUGUUAAAUUAUGCCUUAUUAAGAUAGCAAGCCAGGUUCUCAGCUGAUGUAAAUCAUUAUAGCUUCAUUGAUUUAAAUGUCAAUUUUUAGCAGCUGAAGAGAUAACCUAGAGGCUUCUAUAAUCAGAAGCUAUAAAAACUUCCCCAGAAGUACAAGAAGUUAAAGAGAAAACCAUAUGUGACCAGUACAUUUUUAAAGUUUUGUCACUGAAUUUUUACUACUUUAAUUUUUUUUUUACGUGUCACAUCUGUUUGCGUGACUAUAGGAUAAGAAAUGUAUUGUGGAGAUUGUAAUAAACUUAGUUCUGUAAAAUAUGUUCUUCAUGUUGUCUUUGUAAACAGCAUUUGAGUUUUAUGUUUUAUGCAAGUACAGGCAUUGAAGGCAAAAUUGCUCAAUUAUUUUCUUGAAA
Gavialis gangeticus (Gharial) is the source of this 2676-nucleotide messenger RNA. It is a transcript of the gene IFT74, whose product is annotated as intraflagellar transport 74. Gene Ontology annotation, biological process: cilium assembly; intraciliary transport involved in cilium assembly. The record is from RefSeq and is a predicted model, not a curated record. The transcript has 20 exons. Gene Ontology annotation, cellular component: centrosome; intraciliary transport particle B; cilium. Lineage: Eukaryota; Metazoa; Chordata; Crocodylia; Gavialidae. Bases 113 to 1909 code for a protein of 598 amino acids. Gene Ontology annotation, molecular function: beta-tubulin binding.